AUGAAGUCUACCUCUUGCUUCCUUCUUAUUCUCAUCCUCCUCUAGCUGAUGAUCCCAGGGACUGCUCCGUGUUCCUUAGACUCCAUUGUGGAUAUAAAGAUAAAGGAAGCUCUCAAAAGCUUAGACUUAAAUCCUUUCCCAACAAAAAGGAUGUCAUGUGUCAGUAUCACAAACUCAGGCAGACUAUCCUCUUGCCCUGCAGAGAUGGUUGUCACUGGCUGUGCCUGAGGCUAUGGCUGUGGUUCCUGGGAUAUCCGGGGAGAAACCACAUGCCACUGCCAGCCCAGCACGGUAGACUGGGCCACUGCUCGCUGCUGCCACCUGACGUGA
Molecule: messenger RNA, 330 nt
Organism: Mirounga angustirostris (Northern elephant seal)
Lineage: Eukaryota; Metazoa; Chordata; Mammalia; Carnivora; Phocidae
Gene: RETNLB
Product: resistin like beta
Exons: 3
Cellular component (GO): extracellular region
Molecular function (GO): hormone activity
Source: RefSeq, a predicted model, not a curated record